Messenger RNA from Aspergillus homomorphus CBS 101889, 380 nucleotides. RefSeq lists its product as uncharacterized. The record is from RefSeq and is a predicted model, not a curated record. The coding region runs from base 83 to 307 and encodes 74 amino acids. NCBI's taxonomy places the organism in Eukaryota, Fungi, Ascomycota, Eurotiomycetes, Eurotiales, Aspergillaceae. The transcript has a single exon.
UCUGUAUGAUAUCUUGUAUGAGACCUUUUGUUUGUCUCGUACGUUUUUGGUUUGGUCGUGCAUUUGAUGCGUGUACCUGUGCAUGAGGUUCAUGAUAGAGUAUAUACUAAUAAGGCUUUCUAAAGGCGUCGCGCUCCGUGCCUUGCCACGCAGUCUAAAUCACUGGCUUAUUAUAAUAAGUUCAACUAUCUACUCCUUACCACAGGCAGCUAUUGCUGCCUGUGCCUUGUUCUUAUUCCAGGUAAUCCUCAAGUUCAAGCUGCUGGGAAGUUACUGGGAAGCCCUACUGUAUAGCUCUCUCGCCUGAGGAAGCUAUCACUGUCUCGGGCUUUACUCGCUAGCCUGGAUAAUUCCUGAUAGCGGCCUGGAAGAGAGAUGUA